This is a messenger RNA of Lynx canadensis (Canada lynx), 3596 nucleotides long. It is a transcript of the gene DDX54, whose product is annotated as DEAD-box helicase 54. The coding region runs from base 34 to 2667 and encodes 877 amino acids. The transcript is spliced from 20 exons. Lineage: Eukaryota; Metazoa; Chordata; Mammalia; Carnivora; Felidae. Gene Ontology annotation, molecular function: RNA helicase activity; ATP binding; RNA binding. Gene Ontology annotation, cellular component: nucleus. The record is from RefSeq and is a predicted model, not a curated record.
CCCCCUUCCCCGGUUCCCUGCGCCGGGGCCCGCAUGGCGGCCGGCACGCGCCCGGCGGCCGGACCUCGGUCCCGUGCUGCCAUGGCCCAGUGGAGGAAAAAGAAAGGGCUGCGGAAGCGCCGAGGCGCGGCCUCCCAGGCUCGCAGCAGCGACUCAGAGGACGGCGAGUUUGAGAUUCAGGCGGAAGAUGACGCCCGGGCCCAGAAGCUGGGACCUGGCAGACCCCUGCCCACCUUCCCCACCUCGGAAUGCACCUCAGAUGCGGAGCCCGACACCCGGGACAUGGUACGAGCCCAGAACAAGAAGAAGAAGAAAUCCGGAGGCUUCCAGUCCAUGGGCUUGAGCUACCCAGUGUUCAAGGGCAUCAUGAAGAAGGGCUACAAGGUGCCAACACCCAUCCAGAGGAAGACCAUCCCGAUGAUCCUGGAUGGCAAGGACGUGGUGGCCAUGGCCCGGACGGGGAGCGGCAAGACGGCCUGCUUCCUCAUCCCCAUGUUUGAGCGGCUCAAGACCCGCAGCGCCCAGACUGGGGCCCGUGCCCUCAUCCUCUCACCCACCCGCGAGCUGGCCCUGCAGACCAUGAAGUUCACCAAGGAGUUGGGCAAGUUCACAGGCCUCAGGACCGCCCUGAUCCUGGGCGGGGACAAGAUAGAAGACCAGUUUGCAGCCCUGCACGAAAAUCCCGACGUAAUCAUUGCCACCCCCGGGCGCUUGGUGCACGUGGCUGUGGAGAUGAACCUGAAGCUGCAGAGCGUGGAGUACGUGGUGUUCGAUGAGGCAGACAGGCUCUUCGAGAUGGGGUUUGCCGAGCAGCUGCAGGAAAUCCUCUGCCGCCUCCCCGGGGGCCACCAGACGGUCCUGUUCUCUGCCACGCUGCCCAGGCUGCUGGUGGAGUUCGCCCGGGCCGGCCUCACGGAGCCCGUGCUCAUCCGGCUCGACGUGGAUGCCAAACUCAACGAGCAGCUCAAGACCUCCUUCUUCCUUGUGCGCGAGGACACCAAGGCCGCCGUGCUGCUCCACCUGCUGCGCACCGUCGUGCGGCCCCAGGACCAGACGGUGGUGUUUGUGGCCACGAAGCACCACGCGGAGUACCUCAGCGAGCUGCUGACGACCCAGGGGGUGAGUUGCGCGCACAUCUACAGCGCCCUGGACCAGACGGCCCGCAAGAUCAACCUCGCCAAGUUCACCCACGGCAAGUGCUCCACCCUCAUCGUGACGGACCUGGCGGCCCGCGGCCUGGACAUCCCGCUGCUGGACAACGUCAUCAACUACAGCUUUCCUGCCAAGGGCAAGCUUUUCCUGCACCGCGUGGGCCGCGUGGCCCGGGCGGGCCGAAGUGGCACAGCCUACUCUUUGGUGGCUCCAGACGAGGUCCCCUAUCUGCUGGACCUGCACCUGUUCCUCGGCCGUGCCCUCACCCUUGCCCGCCCCCAUGAAGGGUCCUCAGGUGCGGUCGGUGGGGACGGGGUGCUGGGCCGGGUGCCGCAGAGCGUGGUGGACGACGAGGAGGGCGGCCUCCGGAGCGCCCUGUCAGCGUCGCUGGAGCUGCGGGGCCUGGGCCGGGUGGCCGACAACGCCCAGCAGCAGUACGUGCGCUCCCGGCCCGCGCCCUCGCCCGAGUCCAUCAAGAGGGCCAAGGAGCUGGACGUCGCGGGGCUGGGCCUCCACCCCCUCUUCAGCUCGCGCUUCGAGGAGGAGGAGCUGCAGCGGCUGAGGAUGGUGGACACCAUCAAGCGCUACCGCUCGCGGGCGACCAUCUUUGAGAUCAACGCCUCCAGCCGGGACCUCAGCAGCCAGGUGAUGCGCGCCAAGCGGCAGAAGGACCGCAAGGCCAUCGCCACCUUCCGGCAGGGGCGGCAGGGGCGGCAGGAGGGCCCAGCUGGCCCAGGCCCAGGCUGCCCGGCACCCCGGGAAGAGAGGCCCGAGGAGGAGGAAGAGGCAGCGGGAGAGAGUUUGGAGGAUGUCUUCACAGAGGUCAUAGGCCGGAAGCGGCAGCAGCCGGGACCUGAGCGGGGAGCCAAGAGGCGGAGGGAGGAGGCCCGGCACCGGGACCGGGAGUUCUAUAUCCACUACCGGCCCAAGGAUUUUGACAGCGAGCGGGGCCUGAGCAUCAGUGGGGCUGCGGGGGCAUUCGAGCAGCAGGUGGCUGGUGCUGUCCUGGACCUGAUGGGGGAUGAAGCCCAGAACCUGACCAGGGGCCGGCAGCAGCUCAAGUGGGACCGUAAGAAGAAGCGCUUUGUGGGACAGUCAGGCCAGGAAGACAAGAAGAAGAUCAAGACGGAGAGUGGCCACUACAUCAGCAGCUCCUACAAACGGGACCUCUACCGGAAGUGGAAACAGAAGCAGAAAGUCGAUGAUCGUGACUCAGAGGACGAAGGGGCAUCCCAGCAGCGAGGCCCAGAGCGAAGAGGGGGGAAGCGGGGCAGAGGCCAAGGCACGUCCCAGCCCCGCACCCCAGCUGGCCCUGCAGGCCGCGUGCGCUCAGAGCUCAAGACCAAGCAGCAGAUUCUGAAGCAGCGGCGCCGAGCCCAGAAGUUGCGCUUCCUGCAGCGUGGGGGCCUCAAGCAGCUCUCCGCCCGCAACCGGCGCCGCGCCCAGGAGCUGCAGCAGGGCGCCUUCGGCCGGGGCGCGCGCUCCAAGAAGGGCAAGGUGAGGAAGAGCAUGUAAGGAAGGUGGCCCGGCCCCCCGGCCCCUCGCCGGGCCCAAGCGCGGACGUCGCAGACGUCCCCUGUCUACGCCGGCGGAGCUCCCCGCGGGCGCCGUCAUCCGUGAGGAGUGUCGUGCGGCCACGGAGCGCCAGCAGCCUCUGCCCAAGACGAGACAUUUAAACGGUCUUUGAGGGCGCACGGGAGUUUGCCAGCGAGGUCGGGACGGCCAAAGCCCGAGUUGGCGACCCCGCCGCUGCCGCUUCCCCGCGUUCUGGGUGGUUCCUGAGCCCGGAGGUGGCGGCCACACGGGCCCGAGCCCUGAGUGCCUAAGGCCCGGUGAUGUAUUUUUAAUGUAAUAAACCUUUAUCAAGCACCCCCCGUGGAGCAGGAGCGCAGUCGGCCCAAGGAGCUGGAAGGGACAGGGCCCUGAUGAGCUGCGAGGGCACGGGCUGGGGGAGGGGAGGGGAAGUGGGGUGGGGGGCAGAGGGCUCAGCUCUUCCCCUCCAGCUGUGAAGGAGUUAACACGUCCCCACCGCACCGCAGAGGUCAGAAGCUGUCCUGGCCUCUGCCCUCCGAGCCUUGGGGUCCUGGGACGGUCAAGGCAGCCUCCGGCAGCUGGGUUCUCACCUGUGCCCGUCCGCAAGAGAGCCUUCGUGAGCAGGCGCCCCGUGAACGGGUGUUUGCUGUGUGGCUCUCUUGCCGACGCUGUUUUACUCACCAAACACCCGCCUAGAAUUUGCCAGAAUUUGCACCAGGCUUCGUUCCAAACACCUGACAGACAUCAGCUUGUUUAAUGCCGUGACUGUCCUGGGAGGCAGGACCCGGUGCCAGGCCAUGUGGUGGAUGAGGGACUGGUGCCCCCCAGCUAGCCCACAUUUAUUUAGUUCUUGCUGUAUACCUCUCAUGCACUUCCCACGGCAGCCCCAGCGGGCACGGCCGUCCCAUCUU